AUGGGAGGUGAAAUCACGAUGAAAGCUAUCGGUGGACAAGCAGUCGUGGUCGUUGUUGCAAUGCGGACUGCGGUUCACACAGGGCGUUGCGGAGAGUGGGGAGGCACCGGACGGGGGCAGCGCAUGGACGAACAUAGGGCAACGUCAAUGACGACUCGAGCGGUAGAUAGGCGGAGGACGGGGAAGGAUGCGGGAAGAGAGCAACGACGGCGGGAUCGCAAAAGCAGCGUAAAAGAGGGGAGAGUGUCAGAGGCUGGAGCAGCAGCAGCAGCAGCAGCAGUAGGAGGAGGAGAAUGCAAUGUAGAUAGCAGCUGUGGCGGGAGCUGGGGGUGGUUUGAUUUGGCGGAGCUGGGUGUCGGGGCAAAGAAAAAGAAAAAAAAAAAGGGUUGUGGUGAGAUGAUGACUGGGAAGGAUUGA
Histoplasma capsulatum G186AR is the source of this 417-nucleotide messenger RNA. RefSeq lists its product as uncharacterized. Lineage: Eukaryota; Fungi; Ascomycota; Eurotiomycetes; Onygenales; Ajellomycetaceae. The record is from RefSeq and is a predicted model, not a curated record. The transcript has 2 exons. Bases 1 to 417 code for a protein of 138 amino acids.